Molecule: messenger RNA, 500 nt
Organism: Myotis davidii
Lineage: Eukaryota; Metazoa; Chordata; Mammalia; Chiroptera; Vespertilionidae
Product: guanine nucleotide-binding protein G(I)/G(S)/G(O) subunit gamma-7
Exons: 2
Coding region: 218-460 (80 amino acids)
Biological process (GO): G protein-coupled receptor signaling pathway
Cellular component (GO): heterotrimeric G-protein complex
Molecular function (GO): G-protein beta-subunit binding
Source: RefSeq, a predicted model, not a curated record
UGGGGGUGGGGUGUGGGGGCGGGCAAGGGAGAGAGGCAGAGCAGGGCCACAGGAGAACUGAGCAGCCAGGAGUCGGCCAGAGUCCUCAGCUGAGGUAUGUGGUUCUGAUGGGUGGGGAGCACCCACCCCUACCCCACAGUUCUCAGGGGACACCAGAAGAGGUGCAGGGACCCUCGCGUGGCCCUAGGACUCCAGGUCUGGGUUCGGCCUGCUUCCUAUGGCCCUUCUCACCCUCCCCCAGAUGUCCAGCAAGGAGGCCAUUGGCUGCGACAUUGGGCAGGCCCGCCAGGCAGUGGAGCAGCUGAGGAUGGAGGCCGGCAUCGAUCGCAUAAAGGUGUCCAAGGCCGCCGCUGACCUGCUGCAGUUCUGCAUGGAGCAGGCCAAGAGCGACCCGUUCCUGGUGGGCAUCCCAGCGGCCACCAACCCCUUCAAGGAGAAGCCGCCUUGCGCCAUCCUAUGAUACCAGCCCGGGGCCCUCAAUAAACAUGAAGUAAAUGCUC